AUGUUUUGCGAGGGAUCCCAAGCUACUGCGUACAACAGAGUUGUUUUUGCCCAACGCCCUUCGCUUGCGAGAGGACUAAUCCAGCAUCAGCUCGUCGCUCAUGGUGAGCUGUUCUUCUCCAUUGAGGGACUCCUCAAAUUGGAUCUCAUGCUUAUUGGUGUCACUGGCCGCACAAGCCGACGUUGUUCUAGAGUCCAGAGCAAGCCUCGGCAUCUCAGCCCGGCGGAGCUGGCGCAACUGGAUGACAUCGCGCUAGAUCUACUUAUCGACAGGAUGACGCUGCGACAGGUCAAUUUUCCGGCAACGACGCGUAAGAGUUCCACGGCGUAUCUGCCGCGUCGACCCGUCCGCAAGAGAGUGUUGUCGAAGAUCCUUGGCGCCGAGGGACGAUUUGACAUCCAUCAGAUCCAUCGCCGCAUCUUACAAAUAGCUUGCUUGGAGGGGUCUGUUCCAGUAAGCGGGAUCGCCGACGAACGGUUCAAGUGGUUCAGCACGCAGCUGAAAAGCUAUCUUCAGAUCUACAAUCCCAAGUGUCCUUUUCAGAUUGCCAUGUCUGAACAUCUCCCUAGUACGCACCCUGAAGCUGCGGUUUUUGCGACGCGCGCCUUCACAGUGGGGGAGCCAAUUCAGUUCCUCAGCGGGGUCUGUGUGCCCUUGACAAAAGAACACCAGCUGCAACUCGAAAAGGCGGGUAAAGACUUCAGCAUCCUCCAGUCGCCUUGCAGUCAAGCCCUUGCAAUGUUUCUCGGCCCUGCUCGGGCCAUCAUCGUGCCCCUGAAAGACAUCCACCCCUGUGAUGAGAUUACCGUAUUCUAUGCAAAAGACUAUUUCGGAGAGAAUAACCAGCACUGCUUGUGUCGGUCGUGCGCACGAGCCCGAUCGUCUCCGGACGGGUGUUGA
This is a messenger RNA of Penicillium brevicompactum, 900 nucleotides long. RefSeq lists its product as uncharacterized. Lineage: Eukaryota; Fungi; Ascomycota; Eurotiomycetes; Eurotiales; Aspergillaceae. The transcript is spliced from 3 exons. Gene Ontology annotation, molecular function: histone H4K20 methyltransferase activity. Gene Ontology annotation, cellular component: nucleus. The coding region runs from base 1 to 900 and encodes 299 amino acids. The record is from RefSeq and is a predicted model, not a curated record.